CCCAUGUUAACAUUUCACAUUGCCACACAGCGGACAUCUGUCUGCAUGAAUGCAGCGAGUCCGUCAGGUCCACGUCGCAUGCAGCCAUCAGCCGCCAUAUAUGCACACACACGGCACGGCACGGAGAGCUGCUUUUCGCAGCAGCCAAAAACUUGCUUGUCAUGGAUGCAAAACACUCAGCACUCACUCUACCCGAUCCAUCGAGCUGAAUCCUCUUAGAGUCUCACAAGCUAGCUAGCUAGUUGUUUCCGCUUUGACAGGUGCCCCCCUCCUGACCCACUCCACAAGUGUCUUGACACCAUACCCCGUCGCACCCACACUGUCGUCCCACACGGGACCUGCUAUGUCGAAAUGAGCCCACGGCACCUACAUCAGCACACCCACACCCACACACACAUACAUACACACAAUGAGUCUCUGCGUGUAUAUGCAUGUGGCUUGCCUUGUCGAUGAAUUCCUUGAGGAAGAGUGCGGCUGUGAUGGAGCCGCCGAAUCGGCCCCCCACAUUCUUGUAGUCGGCGAUCUUCGAUUUAAGCUCCUCGGCGUACUCGGCAGCCAAAGGCAGGCGCCACAACUUCUCGCCUGUCACCUUGGCGCUGCAAUAAACUCACUAGUGAACGUGCAGACAUGUGGACACACAGCAUUGUGCACGUGGUGUGACGUGGAUGGCAUUGCGCACCAUUCCAUCAGCUGGUCCGCCAGGUCAUCGUUGGGCGUGAACAGACCCGCGUACUUUUUGCCUGCCAAGAGAAUGCACAAAUCACGCCACAUGUGUCAUGUGUACUAGUGUCUGUCUGUCUGUCUGUUUGUCACUCCUUCGCUUCCCGUGUGUCUGUCGUUCACCUAGUCCGACCAUGCACGCCCCCGUCAGUGUGGCGAGGUCCACAAUGGCAUCCACCCCAAGACCCUCGGCAUACAGCAGCGCAUCUGCAAGCGUCAACCGACCCUCUGCAUCGGUGUUGAUCACCUACACACCAAAGCAUACACAACAUACACAGACAGCUCAAAGGGGGCAUGAAUGGGCAAAUCAGCUGGUGUGCAGGCGCCCAUCCACUUACCUCGAUGGUUUUGCCGUUCAUGGCGGUGAGAAUGUCUCCCGGUCGCAUGGCCUUCUCUGACACCAUGUUCUCACACGCGGCAACGAUGAAGUGCACCUCCACUCCCUCUGGCUUGGUCAUGGCGAUCGUCUUGGCCGCACCCAAAGUCGCCGCUGAGCCACCCAUGUCGAACUUCAUCAGCUCUAUCAUGCUACCGCCAAUCUGGCAGACAACCAAAAGAAGAAAAUCAUCACGUGCUGGUGUGUCACGGUGGGCGCGCUGCGUGUGUGCGUGUUCACCUUGAGAUUGUAUCCUCCUGAGUCGAAGGUGAGUCCCUUGCCGACGAUGGCCACCUUCCUCUUGACCUCUCCCUCCGGCUUGUAGGUCAGGUGGAUGAACCGGGGCGGGUGGACCGCCCCUUGCGCCACACCCAGAUACGCCCCCAUCUUCUUGGCCACGAUGGCGUCCUCAUCGAGAAUGGUCGCCUCCAAACCAGUCUCCUUGGCCAUCUCCUCUGACACACAUCAACAGUCGCAAUCAGCAUGACUCUAAUGUGCCUUGGUGUCGCUACCUGCUGCCUUUGCGAGGGUCAUAGGGUGAAGGACAUUUGGCGGCGCGGCCACCAAGUCCUUCGCAAAGAUGAUGCCCGCGGCUGCAGCCUUGCUGUUAGCCACAUUGGCAUCGGACAGGGGUGCGGGUCCCUGCAGCAUCGUGACGCUCUGCAGUGGGGGAGGCUUGGUGAUCCUGUCGCCUGUCCGAAAGCGGUUGUCAGCCAUCAAAUUGACCAGAAAACCCUGCACACAAUGGUAAAUCCAACAUGAAUGGGAGCGCAGCCAAGUUCGUUCCGCACCUCGAUGCAGGUUCGCAUGCCAUCAGCGUCGACGUCUUCCGGUAGCACAACGCCCAUCGACUUGGGUUUGUCGCUCUUGGCCACUCCAGCCAAGGCGCUGCCCACCUUGUCGCACACGGCACCCAGGUCUGUCUUCAGAGCUGACGCCUUUCCCAGGCCCACGAUGCUCAACCGGCGCACAGGCGAUGAUGAAGACAGACGGACGGUCGCCGUGCUGCCAGACGCACCCUUGAACUCAUUCACAUCAAGGAUCUCGCGGAGGGCGCCUGGGCAGCAUCAUGCAAUACACCGAAGCGAUGCAUCUCUUGCGCGUCGGGGUCUCGUCUUGCCUCACCGACCAUCAAGCUUGCUGUCGAGUUCUGCCAGAGGCCCCUCCAGCUUGAUCGGCGAUGUGGGCGGCGCAUCGGGGUCCUUCUUCUCGUCCUUGUCCUUGUCACUUUCCUCUGGCUGGAAAAACGACACCACCAACGCGUCACCCUGACACACACACAAUAUACAAUGAGUCACCACAGAGCGCAUGCAGGCAGAAGCCAGAUCUGAGUGUGCUCACCGUCCAUUCGAGUGGGGAGGUCGAUGCAAACUCCACCUUCAGCUUGUCCAUCCACCCCAUAUCAGUCAGCGACACUUCCGUCGCACUCUGAAGCGUCGGUGCCAGCGCCGCCAUCGUCGCCAUGCCCCGCCUCCCACCCAGCACGCGAGGGAAUAUCGUGGCAGAUGCGGGUGUGUAGUGGUUCCUCCGCAGCAUCUUGCUGCUGGCGCGUGCCGCGGCGAUGACGCGCAUGGAUGACGUUCUGAGAAAGGCCGCUGACAGAGAUUCUUGGAAGCGGAGGACCGUUAUCACGGUCAUGGCGCACAAGCACGUCAAAGGACGGGCGGAGAGGAACAUGGAGGGGAUUGUUGCCCGCAG
Molecule: messenger RNA, 2794 nt
Organism: Vitrella brassicaformis
Lineage: Eukaryota; Vitrellaceae
Source: the annotation of a GenBank genome assembly